Messenger RNA from Phoenix dactylifera (date palm), 2169 nucleotides. RefSeq names its product stomatal closure-related actin-binding protein 1-like. NCBI's taxonomy places the organism in Eukaryota, Viridiplantae, Streptophyta, Magnoliopsida, Arecales, Arecaceae. Gene Ontology annotation, molecular function: actin binding. The record is from RefSeq and is a predicted model, not a curated record. Gene Ontology annotation, biological process: actin filament organization; regulation of stomatal movement.
GCUCAUUUCUCUCUCUCUGUCUUUCAAAAAGAGCAGUACUCCUUUCGCUCAAAAGAAAAAAGGUUCCUUUUCUUGCGGUGUGAAUCCUCUCCAAAAUCUCCAUAUUUUUUAUACCUUGGAAGAAAGAAAUCCUAGAGAGGAAAGAAGGAAAAGGAGGAUUUAGGGAAGGAAAUCUAUUGCGAAUCAGUUCAAGAAGCUAUAGCCCGAUCGGGAAGGGUACUAAAUCGCGUCGAGCGCUGGAAGAUUCUCGAGCUAGGAGUGCUUGGUUUAGGGGCAAUGACGCUUGAUUAUAGAGAGAAAAUGCGGAAUGAGGCAGUUCGGUUUGUGACAUACAACGUGAACUUUGCUUCUAGAAAAUUCUCAAACUACAAGAUAAGAGCUGACAGUAUAAUUGUCGAGCCGAACAAAGGGCCUGAAGCACCAUCCCUUAAAGAGAUUGUUGCAAAAGAGACUACCGAGCUGCUAGAGCGGCAACAGCGUCUCUCUGUUCGUGACCUGGCUAAGAAAUUUGAGAAGGGUCUGAACACUGCCACGAAGUUGUCUAAUGAGGCUAAGUGGAGAGAAGUGACUGACCGGCAUGUCCUUCUGAAGAAAUUGAAGGUUGUACUUGAAUCACUAAAGGGUCGCAUGGUGGGUCAAAAUAAGGAUGAAUUUGAGGAGGCAAUCUCUAUGGUGGAGACUUUAGCAGUUCAGCUGGCUCAAAGAGAAGGAGAGUUGCUUCAGGAGAAAUCAGAAGUGAAAAAGUUAGCGAUCUUUCUUAAAAAGGCUUCUGAAGAUGCCAAAAAAGUGGUUGAAGAGGAAAGGGCUUGUGCUCGUGUGAAAAUUGAAAGUGCUAGAGCAGCAGCGCAGAGAGUUGUACAGGCUUUUCAUGAACAUGAAAUGAAAACCAGAAGCACAGAGAAGCAGAAGGAUUUCGAACAGUUGAUGAGAGAAGUUCAAGAGGCACGAAGAAUCAAAAUGCUACAUCAGCCCAGCAGGGUUAUGCACAUGGAACAUGAACUUCAAGCUUUGCGUAUUCAGUAUGCUGAGAAGUCUAUGUCUUCUGUUCAGCUUAGGAAAGAGCUGGCAAGGAACAAAAGGCUUGAGGAAAACAUGAACCAGUUGUAUGAGUUAGAAGGUCUUGAAAGUUUAGGUUCAUCUUUACAUAUUAUUCCCCGAGAAGAUACUGCUCCGGAUAUCUCAACUUGCGCAAUUCAGUGGUAUCGUAUACAAUCAGAAGGAAACAAAAAGGAAUUAAUUCCAGGAGCAACAAAAUCAGUGUACUCUCCAGAGCCUUUUGAUGUUGGGCGCCUCUUGCAAGCAGAAAUUGUUUUAGGUGCUGAAAGCAUAACAAUUGCAACAACUGGUCCAAUAGAUCCUGCUGCAGGACUAGGAAGCUAUGUAGAGGCACUGCUUCGAAAACAUGAAACUGAGUUCAAUGUAGUUCUUAUUCGGAUGAAUGGUGAAAAUCAUGCCUCAAACUCUAUUCAUGUGUUUCACGUUGGUAGGCUGAGUAUCAAACUUAGUAAAGGAAAGACGAUAUUGGCUCGGGAAUUUUAUUCCUCUUCAAUGCAGCUAUGUGGGGUUAGAGGUGGCGGAAAUGCUGCAGCACAGACACUUUUUUGGCAAGUUAAGAAAGGCCUUUCCUUCACAUUAGCCUUUCAAUCAGAGAGAGAGAGAAAUGCAGCGAUGAUGCUUGCUCGAAGAUUUGCUUUUGAUUGUAAUAUCACACUUGCUGGACCAGAUGACCAGGCUUCUUCUGGAACUUGAUAACCUUUUAUACUAUUUUAAGUAGCCUAGUGAGUAGUGGUUUGCCCAAAGUUAUAAAUGUAUUAUUAUAUCUAGUUAUGGAAAAUAGAUUGUACUUAGGAUCUUGUCAUUUUUUCUGCGGUUUGAUUUUCUUUUAUCAUUGUGAGCAUCAUCAAGGCAUCCUUUUUUUUGCCUUAAGAGUGGAUUGUAAGUUGUAACCAAUUUGUUUUGGCUUUUAUUAUCAUUCUUUGCCUGCCAGAAGAAAAAAAAUUCAACCAUUCUUCUUCCUUUUGUUUCCUAGAUCUACUUUUCUUAAUCUAGAUGCCACUGGAUUUGUCUUUGGCAUAGUGGCCUGUUAAAGACCAACAUUUCAGUGUAUAAAGAGAUGGAAUUGACAUUCCCAUACUUUCACAAUAAUUUCUAAGAGCCUUUUCUUUUUUA